Molecule: messenger RNA, 867 nt
Organism: Neltuma alba
Lineage: Eukaryota; Viridiplantae; Streptophyta; Magnoliopsida; Fabales; Fabaceae
Product: keratin, type I cytoskeletal 9-like
Exons: 5
Coding region: 25-771 (248 amino acids)
Source: RefSeq, a predicted model, not a curated record
AUCCCGCACAAGCUUCGAUCCAUUAUGGCAUUCCAAGGGAGUGUCAGACUCUGGACUGUAGCUUUACUCCUGCUUAACAUCUCUCUGUUCUCUAAAAACUUUGGUAUUAAAGCCGACGAUGAUGCAGGGCCUUGCGAGGACGGAUACGGGGGAGCCGGGGGUGGAGCCGGAGGUGGCGGGGCGGGGUUUGGUGGUGCCGCCGGAAAUGGAGUUGACUGUGGCAGUGGGGCUGGGUAUGGCGGUAGUCCUGGAGGUGGACUUGGAGGAGGAGGUGGUGGUGGUGGGGCUGGGUUUGGUGGGGGUCGCGGAGGCGGAAUUGGUGGUGGGGCUGGGUUUGGCGGCGGAGGCAGAGGCGGAGUAGCUGACCCUGGAGAAAUCGCGUCCGAAGCCCUUCUGUGUUUGCAUGAUAAAUACCAGAUAUAUAAGAGCUGUGAAGAAUCAAGUAGACUGAACGAGAAAGGAUACCUGAACGUGCCGCCGGAGAAGACGGAGGAGUUCUGCGAAGGGCCAUGCGCUUCGGAGACAAGCUUGGUGCUGAGCUGCAUAAAGAACACAUUCAGCGACUUCUUGUUCGCCAACAAGGCAACCAUAAAGGACGUCGAGGAAACUAUCACAGCAGGAUGUGGAUAUGGCCCUGAAAGAGGAGACUUCGAUGUGGCAAAGCACAUCCAGAAUUAUGGAGGAAUUAACAGGGGAAGCAAAGGCGCCAAUAAUGUUCAACUUAUAUGGGUGAUUGCCUUCAUCUUAACGGGGGCUCUCGCUUUUGUAUAAAUUUUGAUUUUGAUGCUGCUCAUCACUGCCCAAUCAAUUCAUUUUGGUGUAUGCAUGGGUGCUAUUAUCAUAAUACAUGACUGAUUAUUGUUUGAA